This is a messenger RNA of Leptinotarsa decemlineata (Colorado potato beetle), 1062 nucleotides long. RefSeq names its product piggyBac transposable element-derived protein 4-like. NCBI's taxonomy places the organism in Eukaryota, Metazoa, Arthropoda, Insecta, Coleoptera, Chrysomelidae. The record is from RefSeq and is a predicted model, not a curated record.
AUGGGCGAUCAGGAAGCAGGUCCUAGCGGUAUAAAAAGGGUAAGAUACGAUGUGAGAGGUAAAAAAAUGCUGAAUAGUGUAGAAUUAGAGAGGCUUGCAAACAACAUAGACGAUGAACAAUUUUCGGAUAUUGAUUUUGAAGAUGACUUUGAAGAUGAUUGCGAUUAUUCUGAAGAGGACUCUGACGAUGAUUCGCUGGCAAAUCUAGUUACUACGUCUGCGCCUACAAUUAUUACUAAUGAGCCUUUGGUUUGGAAUGAUGAUACAACGUGCAUCAAAAAGUUGCCCUUCACUGAAGCUCAGGAGUUAUUACAGCAGCCUCAAGGAAAUGAUCCUAUCGAUUACUUCAAUCUGAUAUUUGAUGACAGUUUUUUACAACAAAUCGUUGAACAGACCAAUAUAUAUGCAUCAGAAAUACUUUGCCUGGAAGGUAAAACUGAACAAUCUAGAAUUACAAAAUGGCGAGAUGUUACAGUACCUGAACUCAAAUUAUUUUUGGGACUUCUGUUACAUACUGGCAUAAUUCCAUUGAGUAGAUUACAUGACUAUUGGAAAAAGGAUUACCUUUUCAAAAUUUCAUGCUUUUCUGAACAUUUGAGUCGAAAUAGGUUUCUUUUAAUUUUGAGAUGUUUGCAUUUCGCUAAAAAUUCCGAAGAGGGGGAACCAGCUAUUCCCGAUCGCCUUUACAAAAUAAGACCCCUUGUUGAUCUCUUCAACAAAAAAAUAAAUUCAGUAUUUUACUCUGGUCGAGAGCUCAGUCUUGAUGAAUCGAUGGUGUUGGUGUUGUGGCGGGGACGACAAGUUUUUAGGCAAUAUAUUAAAAACAAAAAACACAAAUACGGCAAAAAAUUGUACAUGGCUACUACACCAAAUGGGAUUAUUGUAAAAUUUGCAGUUUAUACUGGUAUUCUAGAUGAAAUGGGAGGAAAAGGACAUGCUGCAAAUGUGGUCCUACAUCUAAUGAGUGAGUUGUUAGGGAAUGGUCACUCUUUGUACAUGGACAACUUUUAUAAUAGUUUCGACCUUGCAAGACAACUACUAGAAAGGAAAACUGAGGAUUGA